This is a messenger RNA of Komagataella phaffii GS115, 4167 nucleotides long. RefSeq names its product Lipid-binding protein, localized to the bud via specific mRNA transport. Gene Ontology annotation, molecular function: lipid binding. The transcript has 2 exons. The coding region runs from base 1 to 4167 and encodes 1388 amino acids. Lineage: Eukaryota; Fungi; Ascomycota; Pichiomycetes; Pichiales; Pichiaceae. The record is from RefSeq and is a predicted model, not a curated record.
AUGAGCAGAUUAAGAAUCUGGUUUCACUCGAUAGGGAAGCAAGCUACUAACUAUCUCCAGGAUUUGAAAAAGAAGAAAACUCCCUCGACGCCCUCUGAUGAGCUCAACCAGAGGCUUGGAUUGAGCCAUUUAGAUAGUGAGGCUAAGAUGAAAGCAGCCAGGCAAGAUGCUCGCAGGCAAAUGGUUAAGGAUUUUCCUUGGGAAAGAAUAGGUUGCUUCAGGGACCCUAGCUCAGAAGACUCUAGUACCUUUUCUGCCCGUGAUCUUCAGAAGGAGAACAGAUUCAUUGAACAUUUUGUAAUCGACAGGUACUACUCUGACUGGUAUUGGAAUACAUCGUUAAUGAUAGGCACAUGUCUUUGGGCUUACUUCGUUGCCAGAAUUGGAUUGGGUCUAUGGUCUCUUAUCCUAGUUGUAUUUUAUGCUAUCCAAGUUUAUCGUCUGGAGGUGUCCAGAUUCAACAGGAAUAUUCAUGACGAUAUGAAUAGAGUUCAGUCUGUGCAGCUUCUAGAGAACGGAACUGAAACCAUGCAAUGGCUUAACUCCUUCUUAGCCAAGUUCUGGAUCAUUUAUAUGCCUGUCCUAUCGGAGCAAGUGAAAAAGGCGGCCAACGACGUCUUGAAAGAUGCCGCCCCUGGAUUUGGUAUCGACGCUCUGAGUUUGGAUCAAUUUACCUUGGGUUCAAAAUCUCCUACAAUCAACUCUGUCAAAUCUUAUCCAAAGCUAGGUAAAGACGUUUACCAAAUGGACUGGGAUUUCUCGUUUGCUCCCAAUGAUACGGAUGACAUGACCAAAAAUGAAAUCAAAAAGAAGAUCGAUCCUAAGGUCGCUUUGGGUGUGAGAGUUGGAAAGGCUUUUGUCUCCAAGAAUUUGCCAAUCCUUGUGGAGAACAUGCAGUUCGUAGGAAAGAUGAGAGUCACAAUCAAAAUCGGUGAUCAUUUUCCUAAUAUCAAGCUGGUCUCAGUGAGUUUCUUGGAACCACCUGAAAUUGCGUACUCCCUUAAACCUGUUGGAGGCGAUACCUUCGGAUUGGACAUCAUGUCUUUAAUUCCAGGCUUAUCUUCAUUUGUUAACACUUUGAUUCAUUCUAACUUAAGACCAAUGCUAUAUGCGCCAAACUCUCUCGAUAUUGAUGUUGAGCAACUGUUAGAAGAGCAAGUGCAGGACACUAUCGGUGUUCUUGCCGUGACUAUAAACAGAGCAGAUGACCUUAAAUCCACAAAAGACUGUGAUCCAUUCGUAUCGCUAUUUACGGAGAAACAAGAGUAUAGAAAAGUUCACCACAGACAUCAAGACCAACACCACUUCUCCUUAUUGGAAAGAAACGAAGUUUACCACCACGACUCUAACAAAGGGCCCAAACUUAUCGGAUCUACGAGUUAUUCCUUGGACAACGUUGUUCAACAGGAAGUCAUUCUCGGUCAAACAUCAAAACUGAAAAUGGGAGGCAAAACAAGAGGCUCUCUAAGUUAUGAUAUCCGUUGGUUCCCUGUUUUAGAAGGUGAAGAGUUAGCCGAUGGUUCCAAAGAAGAACCUCCUGAUACAGAAUCUGGUGUCCUUAAAUUACUGUUGCAAGGUGCCACCGAUUUGAGUCUCGUGUCAUCCGUGACUGGUAAAUUAUCUGCGUAUUCUGAGCUGUAUUUGAAUGGGGAGCUUGUUACCAAGACUCGUAUCAUACAAAAUACAAUUGAGCCAAAUUGGGAAGAAUCUUUGGAGAAGUUUAUAUUUGCCAAGUCAAAGUCCAGAGUCGAGUUAAUUGUGAGGACCAAAUCUGGUCUUGUUGAAGACCCUGUAGUGGGAAGUUUCAAGGGAAAUCUUGAUGAGCUAAUUGCUACUAGUCUGGAUGACUCUGCCACUAUCAAGCUGAAACCUCAGGGUGAGUAUAAACUAACUGCCCAGUGGAAAGGUUUAGCACUCAGUGGUGCUGAUGCCAGUACUAACUUCGUUCCUCCAUUUGGAGUUGCGAGACUGCACAUAAGAAAUGCUGAUGAUGUUUUAAAUACCAAGACUGUUGGAAAGGUAGAUCCUUACGUUAGGGUUAUGGUCAAUGGUAGAUUGAAAUAUAGAACCACUGUCCGUGAAACUACAACUACUCCGGUUUGGGAGGAAUGCAUGUACUUCCCAGUGACCUCAAUGAACCAGGUGUUCUCUCUUGAUGUUAUGGAUGCUGAAAAGAGAAGUAAAGACAAGCUGCUUGGGUCUGCCAAAGUGCAAUUGAGUUCUUUUGUAAAAAAGUCCGACGAUGGAAAAUUCAUGGCUUAUGAUGGUGCUAAAAAGGUUUUGUCUCAACCUUUAGAAAUCAAAAAGUCAAAGAAGAAGAAAGGAACCAUAUACUACUCAAUGUCUUUCAUCCCAAUGCUACCAGUUUAUACAAAUACUGAACUGGAGGAACUUGAGAGGACAAAGGAGGAAAGAAAAGAAAAGGAAUUACAGGAGCAAAAAAAACUAGAGCAAAUGGAAGAGCUAUUCAAGAAGAAUCCUAAGAAGUAUGAAUGGGUGGAAGUUGAUGACGAUCUCGACGAAAUUCCAAAGCAAAAGCUAUCGCUGGAACAAUUACUAGAGUACAAUUCUGGUUCCAUGGGUGUACAGAUCAAAAAGGGAAAAUUCACCAAACCGGAUGUGUAUGUUCAACUUUUGUUUGAUGAGCUAGCUUUCCCCUCUUACAUUUCUGCUCGUUCACAAGGACGAUCCAUUACGUCUCCGGAUGUGGCUCAAGUUUUCGUACGUGACCUUGAGAAUUCACAAACUAUCAUUCGUAUCUCUAAACGUGCUAUUGCAAAGGAGCAAGAUGACAUAAUUGGAGAGCAAUCUUUUGCAACUCGGGAUCUUCUUCAGAGAGGUUAUGGUAAAGAUAUUGACUUAACUUUUGCUGGCCAGAAAUUGCAGGUCGAAUUGGACUUUCUUCCAUUGUCAGUGGAACUACCACAGUCAGAACUUAUGGCAGACUCUGGUUUCCUUACCCUUGAAAUACUUGAUGCAGCUAAUUUAUUGUCUGCAGAUAGUAACGGCAAAUCUGAUCCAAUGGCCAAGGUUCUAUUAGACGGACAAGAGAUAUACUGCACUGACAAGAUCAAGAGAACUUUGGACCCUACAUGGGAUGAAUCAACAAGAUUCUACGUUCCAUCUAGAUCGAGAUCCAAGGUUACAAUCGCAGUUUAUGACUGGGAUUUUGCCGGUGAUAAUGAUUUCUUGGGUGAAAAGAAUCUCCCGUUAGAAAACCUCGCUGUGGAUGAGACUCAAGAAUUUAAAGUCGAAUUGGAUACUCAAGGUUCUGUUCGGUUAAGAGGAACAUUCCACCCCGAAUAUGUCAGACCACCAAUUGAGAUUAUGGGACAGAGUGGAAUUGAGAAGGUCGCUACAGCUCCAGUCAAGGUUAUUGGUGGCGCAGCUAACAUUAUUGGUGGCACUGUUGGAGUUGUAGGUGGUGGCGUUUUCAAGGGUGUUAAGAACGUCUUAGUGCCCUCCAAGAAAAAGCAAGAGAAGCACGACGAAACAGCGGACUUGACCUCUUUGAGAUCUGUCAAAUCCGGAGCAAGUUCAACAUUCUCCAGAAAUAGUCACCACCCUAAGGACACUUUCAUUCCACUUGGCGCUCCUCCCCUACCAAGAGCCAGUAGAGCUCAGAACACUGAUAGUUCUGCCACCUCUAAUUUGGGAUCUGAUGUCCAAAGCUUAAGAAAUGGGGGUAGGACUCCAGUUCAGAAUGGAUCACCUGUUAAAGUGAUACAAUCCAGACCGAGAUCGAUCGUCUCUUCUGAACAAGCAAGCGUCUCUGGAGCUUCUAAACAGAAUGUAUCCAAGGGAUCUGUUGAGAUUGUCUCAUUAUCUGGCAUGGAUGCGAAAAACUCUUUAUUAGUCAGAGUCUUGGUCACAUCACCUUCCAGAAGAAAGGAGGUACUGCGCACUGCCUCCCACAAAACAAAAGAUGGAAACAUCAUCUGGAAUGAAGGCACCACGUUUAAUGCAGCUGCUGACUCAUCGUUGACUUUUGAAAUCAAAGCUAGUCACACUUUUAGUAAGAAUAUUACACUUGCUACAGGUUCACUAGAACUUAGUGAUGUUAUCGAGAAGACUAAUGAGGAUGAGAUUAAAGUUAGUUUAACUUCUGGCGGAGAAUUGGUCGUAAAGGUUGAUUACUCCGAUCAAUAUCCCAAGGAAGAUAGUUAG